Messenger RNA from Podarcis raffonei (Aeolian wall lizard), 6842 nucleotides. RefSeq names its product leucine rich repeat containing 7 (gene LRRC7). NCBI's taxonomy places the organism in Eukaryota, Metazoa, Chordata, Lepidosauria, Squamata, Lacertidae. Gene Ontology annotation, molecular function: protein binding. Gene Ontology annotation, biological process: neurotransmitter receptor transport postsynaptic membrane to endosome; neurotransmitter receptor transport, endosome to postsynaptic membrane. Bases 964 to 5379 code for a protein of 1471 amino acids. The record is from RefSeq and is a predicted model, not a curated record. Gene Ontology annotation, cellular component: postsynaptic membrane; adherens junction; postsynaptic density. The transcript is spliced from 28 exons.
GGGGAGCGGCGGUUAGCGAGGAGCGCUGACGCGCGCGCCUUGUGGGGGCGGCCGUUGCCUCUCCUCCCCCUCCCUCUACUGCUCGGGAGGGCGAGCGCCGGCUUCUUGCCUCUGAGGCGAAGCUGAAGCCGGAGGCUCCUUCUCCUGCCGACCGCCCCCCCCGCUUCCCCUUCGCUCGGGGCGUUGGGUUUUGAGCGGGCAGACACCUCAGCGCAGCGCCAGGCUGCCGCCCUCUCGGCCAGGGGUCGCUCCUUUCCCUGAGGGAGGGCGCCAGGCGGUUCCUCUUGCUUCGCUCCGUUGGCGCCGUCGGACGUGAGGGGCGCCCUCUUCUUCUUCCUCCUCCUCGGGAGCUUUUCGCCGACAUCGAAGGAGGUUCGGCCACAUGUGGACAGCGCCAGCCCUCCUCCCGCUUCCCUUUCUUUCCCUCCUCCUCCUCUCUCCUCUGCAACCAUUAUUACACCUGUGAAUGGAGGGAAGGAGCGAAGCCGUCGCCUGAAGCUGAGGAGGAGGAGGCGGCCUUGACAGUCACACACACACACACUCGGGUUAUCUUUUUGUGUGUUUUUGCCCUCCGACCCUUUUCUCAUCGGCGGAGGAGCAGAGGGGCAGUCGGCGAGCUCCUCGUGGCCAGCCGCGGCAAUGUGAGGCAGCCCUCCUGCGCGCGCGCCCUUGUGGAGUCUCGCUCCUGCGCGCCGCUCCGGCAGAUGCGCCGGGGAAAAGGGCUGGUUCGAGGCGCCCCCCCAUCCCCACCGAUUUAUUUGCAUCGCUGCCUCCGCGGCUGUUAGUGGCGGCGCCGGCAGGACCCCCCCCCCGCUUUUUCCCCUUCGCACGCCGCCUCGGUCCUAAAGGAUUGACUGGAUGAAGAGCUUGCCUUUUGGGUGGUUGCCUUGGGGGACUGGCAAGCGGAGAGACUUCAGCUGACAAGGUUCACAACUUAUUUCUACUCGAUAUUAGGAGCAAAAAAUGAUGGAAUCUCUGGUUCAGUGUUUGGAGAUGACAACCAAAAGGAAAAUUAUUGGUCGCCUGGUGCCAUGCCGAUGUUUUCGAGGGGAAGAAGAAAUUAUCUCAGUGCUCGAUUACUCCCACUGCAGCCUUCAGCAGGUGCCAAAGGAAGUUUUUAACUUUGAACGGACAUUGGAGGAGCUUUAUCUAGAUGCCAAUCAAAUUGAAGAGCUACCUAAGCAAUUAUUCAACUGUCAAGCUCUGCGUAAACUGAGUAUCCCAGACAAUGACCUUUCAAGCCUGCCAACCAGCAUUGCCAGUUUAGUGAAUCUCAAAGAACUUGACAUCAGUAAAAAUGGGAUCCAAGAUUUCCCAGAAAAUAUAAAGUGCUGUAAGUGUUUAACAAUAAUUGAAGCCAGUGUCAAUCCUAUUUCUAAGCUCCCAGAUGGCUUUACACAGCUUUUAAACCUGACCCAGCUCUACCUAAAUGAUGCCUUUCUGGAAUUUCUUCCAGCUAACUUUGGAAGACUUGUUAAAUUACGAAUAUUGGAAUUACGAGAGAAUCACUUGAAAACUCUACCAAAGUCAAUGCACAAACUGACACAGCUAGAGAGGCUUGACAUAGGCAAUAAUGAAUUUUCUGAGUUGCCUGAGGUUCUGGAACAAGUUCAAAAUCUAAAGGAAUUAUGGAUGGACAAUAAUUCACUUCAAACACUGCCUGGGCCUAUAGGAAGGUUAAAGCAGCUGGUGUACUUGGAUAUGUCAAAAAAUAGGAUAGAAAGUAUAGAUAUGGACAUAUCAGGAUGUGAAGCCCUGGAAGAUCUACUGUUGUCAUCCAACAUGCUACAACAACUGCCAGAUUCUAUAGGGCUCUUGAAAAGGCUUACAACUCUAAAAGUAGAUGACAAUCAACUCACAAUUCUCCCCAAUGCCAUUGGAAAUUUAUCUUUAUUAGAGGAAUUCGACUGCAGCUGUAAUGAACUAGAGUCUCUACCUCCCACCAUUGGCUACUUGCACAGUCUGCGGACACUAGCUGUAGAUGAAAAUUUCCUGCCUGAACUGCCUAGAGAAAUUGGAAGUUGUAAGAAUGUAACAGUUAUGUCUCUGCGCUCUAACAAACUGGAAUUUCUUCCUGAUGAGAUUGGACAAAUGCAGAAACUCAGAGUCUUAAACUUGAGUGACAACAGAUUGAAAAAUUUGCCUAUCACUUUUACAAAACUUAAAGAACUUGCAGCUUUGUGGCUUUCAGACAACCAGUCCAAGGCCCUUAUCCCUCUUCAAACUGAGGCACAUCCAGAAACAAAGCAAAGAGUGCUGACCAACUACAUGUUUCCUCAGCAACCUCGUGGUGAUGAAGAUUUCCAGUCUGACAGCGAUAGUUUUAAUCCUACUCUAUGGGAGGAGCAAAGACAGCAACGUAUGACUGUUGCCUUUGAAUUCGAAGAAAAAAAAGAAGAGGAGGAAAAUGCAGGAAAAGUUAAGGAAUAUUGCACUUUGGAAGGUUUUUAUCCCCAGCGGCAUGCUACUUCUGAGGUUGAAAUAAACUUAAAGCGCUAUCCAACUCCAUACCCAGAAGAUUUAAAGAAUAUGGUGAAAUCUGUUCAAAAUCUGGUGGGUAAACCUAGCCAUGGAAUGAGGCCUGAGAAUGCAACACCAACCGUCAGUGCAGAACAAGCUGUGAAAGACAAAUAUGAGCACAAGUGGCCAAUGACAGCAAAGGAUAUAUCCGUGGAGGACCCAUAUGUACAUGCUGUGAAUGAUAUGAGGAUAGGGGAACUUCGUCCCUCCAUGACUGAAGCACCAUUGUACCAACCUAAACUUGUCCUAUUGGGUAAAGAGAAAAAAGAAUCAACAGAUGAAUCUGAAGCAGAUAAAGUUCACUGCAUGAAUAACAGUGUUUCUUCAGGCACCUAUUCAGACUAUUCACCUUCACAGGCAUCUUCAGGGUCUUCUAACGCUCGUGUUAAAAUGGGGUCCUUGCAGACUACAGCUAAAGAUGCAGUGAAUAAUUCUUUGUGGGGUAACAGGCUUGUCCAAUCUUUUCCUCAACCUCUUGAAACAAAGCCAUUGCUCAGUCAACGGGAGUCUGCUCCAGCAGGAAACUUACAACAACAUAACGAGAGGCGUCCAAUGAGCGACACCUUUGCUGACAGCUGGAAUGAUGGCUCUCACUAUGAUAACACGGGAUUUGUAGCAGAAGAGAGCACGGUCGAGAAUCCAAGCGCUAACCCCCUCUUAAGCUCUAAAUCGAGAAGCACAUCUGCUCACGGACGCAGGCCUUUAAUUAGGCAAGACAGGAUAGUUGGUAUCCCCCUAGAACUUGAACAGCCUACUCUCAGAAAUACACCUGAAUCAGAAGUGCCUCCCUCAAACCCUUGGCAGAACUGGACAAGAACCCCUAGCCCUUUUGAAGAUAGGACAGCCUUUCCUUCUAAGCUGGAGAGCACCCCUACCACCAGCCCUUUACCUGAAAGGAAGGAUCUUGUUAAAGAUUCCGCGGAAAUAGCUAGCACUUUUUCUCCAGGAACAGCGUGGGAGUAUCAUGAGUCAAACGCUAACAGAAGUCUUGGUAAUGUGUUUUCGCAUAUUCACUGUCGCCCGGAUCCUUCUAAAAACGUCAUUUCUAUCAGCAAGAGCACAGAGAGGCUUUCACCAAUGAUGAGGGACUUGAAAACGAAUAGGUUUAAGAAGUCACAAAGUAUAGAUGAGAUAGACAUUGGCGCAUAUAAAGUUUAUAAUAUACCGCUAGAGAACUAUGCAGCUACUACUGACAAUGCCGGUAUGCAUGAGAGGCCAGAUAAAAUGAUGGGUCCAGAACAUGGAAUGUCUAGCAUGUCCCGUAGCCAGUCUGUGCCAAUGCUUGAUGAUGAGUUGCUGACCUAUGGAAGUGUUAAGGUGCAGCAGCAGCAAAAGCCUUCUGUAACUAAAAAAGUGUACCAGUUUGACCAAAGUUUUAAUCCUCAAGGAUCAGUGGAAGUGAAAGCAGAUAAGAGGAUUCCGCCACCUUUUCAACACACUCCAGAGUACAUUCCCCAGCAGACUAAAACUGUCUCAAAGGAUUUGGUUAGCCCAAGAGCCUACCGAGGGUAUCCACCCAUGGAGCACAUGUUUUCAUUCUCCCAGCCUUCUGUUAAUGAGGAGACUGUCAACACUCAGUACUCAAGUCAGGGAUCAAGGGCUGGGUUUUUGAGAAGAGCAGAUUCAUUGGCCAGUUCCACAGAUAUGUCAAUGUAUAGAAGAGUCAGUGAACCACACGAACUGCCUCAGAGCGAUAGGUAUAACAGACACCAGUAUAGAGGACCCAUGGAACGCCAAAGCAGCAUGCAAGUGUCUGAAUCCCAAUUCCUCAAAAGAAAUGGCAGGUAUGAAGAUGAACACCCUUCAUAUCAAGAAGUGAAAGCCCAAUCUGGAAGUUUUCCAGUUAAAAACCUUACUCAAAGGAGGCCAUUGUCUGCAAGAAGCUACAGUACAGAGAGUUAUGGUACCUCCCAAACCAGGCCAGUUUCAGCUAGGCCUACAAUGGCAGCUCUGUUGGAAAAGAUACCAUCAGACUAUAACUUGGGUAACUAUGGUGACAAGCCGUCAGAUAACACUGAUUUAAAGACAAGGCCUACCCCUGUGAAGGGAAAUGAGAGCUGUGGUAAAAUGCCCGCUGACUGGAGACAACAGCUACUUAGACAUAUAGAAGCUAGAAGGUUAGACAGGACUGCUGCUUAUAAGCACAACACUGUUAACCUUGGCAUGCUGCGCUCUGGAGGUUUGUCAGCAAUGCAUGCGGGCAGAAGCAUGACAUUAAACUUGCAGACUAAAUCUAAAUUUGAAAACCAAAUGCAUCAAGAGCUACCUCUACCGAAAACCCCAUCACAACAGAGCAGCAUUCUAGACAAUGGACAGGAAGAUGUUUCUGCUGGCGGCCAAUGGAAUCCAUAUCCCCUUGGAAGGCGAGAUGUGCCACCAGAAACUGUUGCUAAAAAGGCAGGUAGCCAUAUCCAGACGCUGAUGGGAUCGCAAAGUCUACAACAUCGAAGCCGAGAGCAGCCAUAUGAGAGCAACAUGAAUAAAGUGACCAUCCAGCAGUAUCAGCCACCACUGCCGAUCCAGAUCCCUUCUCAGAGCACUCGGGCACCACAAGCAGGGAGAUGUGUCAUUCAAACUAAAGGGCAGAGGAGUAUGGAUGGUUAUCCAGAACAGUUUUGUGUGAGGAUAGAAAAGAAUCCAGGCCUUGGAUUUAGUAUCAGUGGAGGAAUAAGUGGACAAGGAAAUCCAUUCAAACCUUCUGACAAGGGUAUCUUUGUUACUAGGGUUCAGCCUGAUGGACCAGCAUCCAACCUGCUCCAGCCUGGUGAUAAGAUUAUUCAAAUUUCAGAACCUGGUUAUUACCCUGACUACUGGCCAACAAACCUGGGGUGGUUUCAUGAUGGCACUGAGUACACAUGAAGCACUGGAUAUCUCUUAAACCCAGUUUCAAAAUCCAGGGUCUUGCUCCCUGAACAAAACAAUGCCUCACUCAAUCUGCUAUAAUGCAUCAUCAAACGUCUGAGUUAAGGAACUUGAGAUAUAAAUAUAUAUUGUUUGCCUGCCUCAUGUAUUGAUAUAGAUCAUCAGCAAAGAACUUUUUUUCAUCACAGGACUACCUUCUGAUUUUUUUUUUAAUGACAAAUAUGUCAAUAACUCCCACGAUAUAAAGUAAUUGAAGCUGUUUCAAGUAAACCCAUAUCUCAAGGCCAAACCAUAGGAAAAUGGAACAUGUAUUCCCAACCCCAGAAGUCCAGCAUGCAGUCCUUAUGAAAGGCAACUACUCUUUAGGUUUAUGUUGGAAAGGAAUCAUAUAUGAUCUGUUGGUUCAUUAUCAGAGCUCUGUUUAAAUUACCAUCUUUCACUACAGUGGAAAAAUAAUACUUUUGACAUCAAAUACUGCUAUCAAUAUCCACGGCAUACAUUGGUAUCUGUAAGGAAACAACCUUGUGAGCUUAAAGUGUAAUGGUGCCCCUUCAAGGUGGAACCAAGUAGGCUAGGAUGCACUGACUACACCUCACCUUUGAAAGUUGAAUGGGUCUAUGUUUCACUGUAAUUCUAAUUUGGAUUUCUAUGCUUUCGAUAGAAUUAUAAUUUAUGUGCCCUUUAAUUCUGCCCUAAAUAAUCCAUUUGAUUUAGGAUUCCUUUUUGUUUUUCUGCCCCAGUUUGUGCCACCACCUUAUAGCAUGUGCUAUUAUACCAGUGAAUCCUUAAGAACUCAUGUUCAUAUACUUUUUGUAGCCAACUGCAUCUAAUUAUCAGGUAAAGGUUGUAAAAGGAGGAAGGCUGAAAGCUUGCUUAUAAGGUAAAUCACUCCUGCCGACGUACCAUGUGUCAGAUGAUCCAUGCUGCAUGUUUAGGAAUCAUGUUCUGAUCUUUUGAUGUACCCCUUGGAUAAAAAAACAUGUUACUGGCCCUUUGCACUGCGUCAUGUUCAGGUAAAUAGAACCAAAAAUAAUAAUGGGUUCACUCAUUUUCAGUCAGCAAUCCAUCUGAAAUCCUCCCCCCGCCCCUAAGACCAGUAGGAUUACUCUGGAGGUAACUGGAUGGAGAAAUGUGCCCUGUUAAGAGUUUUUCAGUCCUUCAGUUGGAAGCCAAAAUUAGGCCAUCAGGAUACGAGAAAGGGACAUGCAGACAGAUGUUUUGCACUUAAGGCCAUUUACUGCAACAUGACAGACUAUCAGCCUUUACAGAAAACAAACCUAAAAUCUAAAUGGAGUCCAGCUUCAGGCUGGCUCUCAGAAAAUAUUCCUCUGAGGUUUUGCACACUAAAUCCAAGGCUUUGUUGAAUGUCUUUUAUCUGUCUGGAAUUUGUACUCUUUCUCUUAAAUUAUUUUCCUGCUAUUUGUUAAAACAUUUAAAUUAAUAAAAGAAUUUUCUCUUUA